AUGCUGUUUCCGACUGUUUUUGCUUGGCUGCUAUGCGCCAUCCAUGGCUCAUCUGCGUCCGGGAUAGACGACCUGAGACUCGCAGUGUCUACGUUGAACACGCGAUUAUCGAAAGGCGCCACUAUCACGUUUCCAUGGGAUGCUCGUUGGGACGACCUCCAAGUCCGCGGCUCGUCCCCACGCGUAUCUCCCGAUUACAAUGUGGUGGUCGAAGUAGCAACAGAGGCAGACGUGCAAACCACCGUGGCAUUGGCCAAUCGUUUCGAUAUUCCAUUCUUGGCCGUUACAGGGGGUCAUGGGUGGACCAAUACGCUCAACAGACUGCCGUUCGGUAUCCAGAUCAACAUGCGGAAGCUUAAUACUACGACACUGAGUCGGGAUGGCAAGACUGCUGUCGUCGGAGGCGGAUCACUGCAAUACGAGAUCACCCGCUCCCUGUUUGCCUCGGGCAAGUAUGCUGUCACAGGACUUGCAGAAUGUGUGUCAGUAGCCGGCCCACUGUUAGGUGGCGGCCACAGUCUACUCCAAGGUCAACACGGCUACUCUCUCGACGGUCUGGUCUCCGCACGCGUAGUACUUGCCAGUGGUAAAGUUAUGGAAGCCUCCCGGACAAAGAACGCCGACCUGUUUUGGGCCCUGCAGGGAGCAGGUCAUAACUUUGGCAUUGUCACAGCCCUUCAAGUGAAGACCUACGACAUCCCUUCCAACUGGACCGUCUAUUCACUCGUCUUCACUACAGACAAAAUCGAGGCGCUUUUCAGCUUGAUCAACGAAUUUGAAGAGCCGACUAUAGAACGCCCGACAAAGCUGGCGCUCACAGGAGUGUUCGCGAGGAUACCUGCCGUCGAUCCUGUCAAUCCUGUCGUAGCAUACACUAUCGCAUACGAGGGUACGGAAGCGGAAGCUGAACCUUACGCCGCGCGUUUUAUAGCGAUCGGUCCUGUAUCUACUACACUUUCGACAGACGUCAACUACGUAGAGCUAUACACGGUCACCGGCAACAACCUCGGAAGUCAAACUUGCUGGCGCAAUGAGAACAUCGCAGGAGCCGGAGUUUCUCUACCCGCCUGGGAUCUUCAGGGUGUCCGAGAAGCAUUCACGAUAUUUGGGAACCUCACGGCCGAUCCUCGCUUCAAUACAUCCGUCACCCUACUGGAAAACUACGGCAUGCAAGGCGUACGGGCUAUUGAUACAGCUUCCACUGCAUUGGCGCCCGAAGAACGCGAGUAUCCUGUUCUUGCUUCGCCGGUUUUGUGGUGGGCCGGCGACGAUGCGCAGACGACCAAGGAUGCAUAUGCAUACCAAGUUGCGAUACGCGAUGCGCUAUACAUGGGCGUAGACAAGAGCAACAGGAAGCGACACUGCUAUGUUAAUUACGCUAACGGAGAAGAGAAUAGGCCUGAGAUGUAUGGGUACGAUGCUAGGCUCGCUAAGUUGGUCAAGUUGAAGGGUGAGUGGGAUCCGAAGAACAGGUUUGGAUACUACAACCCAAUAGUGUAG
This is a messenger RNA of Alternaria triticimaculans, 1500 nucleotides long. RefSeq lists its product as uncharacterized. Bases 1 to 1500 code for a protein of 499 amino acids. Gene Ontology annotation, molecular function: oxidoreductase activity; FAD binding. The record is from RefSeq and is a predicted model, not a curated record. The transcript is spliced from 3 exons. Lineage: Eukaryota; Fungi; Ascomycota; Dothideomycetes; Pleosporales; Pleosporaceae.